AUGUCAGACAGUAAUCACGAGGACUUCCGAUGCAUUGAAUGCCGACAACUAUUUGAUACCCAAAAAGAUCUGCAAAUUCACGUGAAUUCUGUUCACAAAAAACUUCAGUCUAAUGGAGACUCCAUUGCUUUGACGGCAAUUCAAUACUCAUGUGAUUCAUGCGCUUAUAAGGCAAACACCAGACAAUCGUUGACCAGACAUAUGACCACCCAUUCCUCUAAUAGCCAUUCCUUUAAGUCCAAAACUAGUGGAGUUUAUAAACACUCAAAAAUUAAGAGCAAUUCACAGAUGAAUAAAAAGUCGAAAAUAUAUAACCGCAAAGUCUGUCUCUACAGCUCAACAGAGCACCGGGAGCUCGUCAAACAUGUGUCCACACAACACACUAUCGUAGAUAGCUAUACACCUGUGGUCAGCCCUUACAGCACAGACACAUCAGUGGAAAGUUCUAUUUUAGGUAGACAUCCAAAGUCAUCCACCCGGACCUCAUCGACCACUUCCAGUAUCAAUAGUCAAACAACUAGUGAUCACACGGACAGCAGCACCAGUAGUCAAAUCAUUAGAGACCACAUCGACAGCACAAUUAGUCACAUAAUUAAUGAAUACAUGGACAGCAGCACCAGUAGUCAGAACAUUAGCAGUGAAUAUAACUACAGCACAGGCCGUAAGCGCUCGAUAGCCGAGUCCUUGCGUUCGGACACAUCCGCGACAGACAGCGAAGGAUCUGAUAUUAAACCGUAUGACUUGGUUUGGGCCAAAUGUCAGGGCCAUCCCUGGUUCCCGGCGCUGGUGGUCGACCCCAAUCGCACGGACACCCUCUAUGGAGAGCCCAUUCCUCCCAAACACGUGGUGGACAUGAAAACGAAUGAUCGGAACCGCUAUUUAGUCAACUAUUUCGAUGAGAAGCGCUUGUGGCAAUGGUUACCGCGAAAUAGUCUGCAAGUGAUGGGUAUCGACACGAACGGCAAAAAGUUGACCGAAAGGCGCAAACCGAGUGAUAGGAAAGCCGUCGAAAAGGCGUUCACCGGAGCCCUUGAAUUCAGUGCUCAUAUGUCAGCCAUAGAGUCGGGCAUUGAAUGA
Oppiella nova is the source of this 1077-nucleotide messenger RNA. NCBI's taxonomy places the organism in Eukaryota, Metazoa, Arthropoda, Arachnida, Sarcoptiformes, Oppiidae. The record is from the annotation of a GenBank genome assembly.